This is a messenger RNA of Corapipo altera (White-ruffed manakin), 991 nucleotides long. Its product is annotated as collagen alpha-5(IV) chain-like. NCBI's taxonomy places the organism in Eukaryota, Metazoa, Chordata, Aves, Passeriformes, Pipridae. The record is from RefSeq and is a predicted model, not a curated record. The transcript has 7 exons. The annotation marks the transcript as partial.
GGGGGGGACCCCAAAAUCUGGGACCCCCAGGACAUCAUCCAGGAGCCCGAAAAUGGGGGGGACCCCGAAAUCUGUGACCCCCCAGGACAUCGAGGACCCCCCCUGGACAUGGAGGACCCCCCAAAUUUGGGACAUCAGAGACCCCCCCAUGGACAUCGAGGACCCCAAAAAUGGGGGGGACACCCCAAAAAUGGGGGAGACCCCAAAAUCUGGGAGCCCGAAAAUGGGGGGGGGGACCCCGAAAUCUGUGACCCCCAGGACGUCGAGGACCCCCCGAAUUUGGGGCAUCAGAGACCCCCCCAUGGACAUCGAGGACCCCAAAAAUGGGGAGGGGGACCCCAAAAAUGGGGGGGACCCCGAAAUCUGGGAGCCUGAAAAUGGGGGGGACCCCAAAAUCUGGGACCCCCAGGACGUCGAGGACCCCCCCAAAUUUGGGGCAUCAGAGACCCCCCCGGACAUCAGAGACCCCCCCCAGGACAUCGAGGACCCCAAAAUGGGGGGGACCCCGAAAUCUGGGAGCCUGAAAAUGGGGGGGACCCCAAAAUCUGCGACCCCCCAGGACAUCGAGGACCCCCCAAAUUUGGGGCAUCAGAGACCCCCCCGGACAUCGAGGACCCCAAAAAUGGGGGGGACCCCAAAAUCUGGGAGCCAGAAAAUGGGGGGGACCCCGAAAUUUGCGACCCCCCCAGGACAUCGAGGACCCCCCAGGACAUGGAGGAUCCCCCAAAUUUGGGGCAUCAGAGACCCCCCCAUGGACAUCGAGGACCCCAAAAAUGGGGAGGGGACCCCAAAAAAUGGGGGGGACCCCAAAAUCUGGGACCCCCAGGACAUCAGUGGGGCCCCCCAGGACAUGGAGGAUACCCCAAAUUUGGGACAUCAGAGACCCCCCCCAGGACAUCGAGGACCCCAAAAAUGGGGGGGACACCCCCAAAAAUUGGGGAGGGGGACCCCGAAAUCCAGGAGCCCGAAAAUGGGGGGGACCCCGAAAUCU